UUUUCGUUGGGACGCUAGGGUUUGCCAUGGAGAAACGGAGGAGAGGAAAUAGACGGAUUCCGGUGACGACGGUCAGCGACUUGCCGAUUCCGAUCUUGAUGGACAUUUUCUCAAGACUUCCUGUAAAGACGGUCUUUAUCUGCAGUUGCGUUUCCAAAACGUGGCUUAACGUCGUCUCCGUCCCUGAGUUCCGUCAAAUGGCCGGCAGCAUUUGCCCUUUGCUUCGCACCCCUAACCCACAGCGGCGCUUCAGAGCCCUCCACAUGGUUCCUAUGGACACGGCCGGUGAUCUUGAUGACUUGAUGAGAAACUCAACCUCCUCAACUCGAAGCUCUUCCUAUGGGCAAAGGACUACACUAAAGUUAACAAAAGUUAUUAAUCCUUACCGAACAGAUGAAAAGCAAUACAUAUCUGAUUCUACAUACUUAACCGGCCGUAAAAUCUUGUCAGAAAAUUUGGCAUUUGAUUCUUCAAAACUUAUGGGAGGAGAAUGAAAGCAGGUUCAAGAAAAGAACAUAAAAGAAAAGAACAUAAAAGAAAAUCAAAAUUUCCAA
This is a messenger RNA of Rubroshorea leprosula, 554 nucleotides long. NCBI's taxonomy places the organism in Eukaryota, Viridiplantae, Streptophyta, Magnoliopsida, Malvales, Dipterocarpaceae. The record is from the annotation of a GenBank genome assembly.